GGGUUUCGCAGGCUCCAGCUCAGGGAGAGGAUUCAGUGCGUGGGAGCGCUCCCGCUGUGGCAGGCAUGCGCACUGGGGGCGGCGCACUGCGCAUGCGAAAAGAUGGCGGGCAUGGCGUCCUGAGAAUCGUGGGUCUCCCUGCUCUCCUCCAGCCUGCGUGAUCCCUCCCGGGGCCAUUUGGGCAGUGGCGCGUGCGUCCCCGGCCCAACCUAGCCAAGUGAACCUCCGAGCAGACCGCGAGACCAGUUUUUGGCUCCGGGAACCAACGUGUUGGGAGCGGCGUCCGACCCGCGCAGGAGAAGGCGGGAGAGCUCGCGGGGUGCGAGGGCGAGGGGCCGCCGGCUGGGCAGCAUGAGUCAGCAACGGCCGGCGCGAAAAUUGCCCAGCCUGCUUGUGGACCCGGCAGAGGAGACGGUACGCCGCCGGUGUCGAGACCCCAUCAACGUGGAAGGCCUGCUGCCAUCAAAAAUCAGGAUUAAUUUAGAAGAUAAUGUACAAUAUGUGUCCAUGAGAAAAGCUCUAAAAGUGAAGAGACCUCGUUUUGAUGUAUCACUGGUUUAUUUAACUCGAAAAUUUAUGGAUCUUGUCAGAAAUGCUCCUGGGGGUAUUCUUGAUUUAAACAAGGUUGCAACAAAACUGGGAGUACGAAAACGAAGAGUAUACGACAUCACCAAUGUCUUAGAUGGAAUCGACCUGGUUGAAAAAAAAUCUAAGAACCAUAUUCGAUGGAUAGGAUCUGAUCUCAGCAAUUUUGGAGCAGUGCCCCAACAGAAGAAGCUGCAGGAGGAACUUUCUGACUUAUCGGCGAUGGAAGAUGCUCUGGAUGAGCUAAUUAAGGAUUGUGCCCAGCAGUUGUUUGAGCUAACAGAUGACAAAGAAAAUGAAAGACUAGCGUACGUGACAUAUCAAGAUAUUCAUAGUAUCCAAGCCUUCCAUGAACAGAUUGUUAUUGCAGUGAAAGCUCCCGCAGAAACCAGACUGGAUGUUCCGGCUCCCAGAGAGGACUCCAUCACCGUCCACAUCCGGAGCACGAAAGGGCCCAUCGAUGUUUAUCUGUGUGAAGUGGAGCAGGAUCACGCGAGUAGCAAAAUGUCUGAAGGUGCAGGGACCUCUUCAUCUAAAAACAAACACCCAGAGCCCCCUGAUCAAGAAGAAAAUCCUUCACAACAAAGUGAAGAAUUGCUUGAAGUAGGCAACUGAUAGGAGUUGAGAAUUCGAGUAGUGAGUGUUUUGGGACAUCCUGUAUGGAAGAAGUAUGCAUCGCGUUUGAUUCUCAGAGCAAUAAACUGUCCGUGAAGCUCCCUCGUUCCCGGCAGUAGCAGCAUUAAGGCCAGUAGCGCCGUUGAGCAGUUCACUACUUAGAUCACUGGAUAAUUAUGGUUCCUGCGGUCGAAAACAACUCUUUAUCGCAAUACACUGUUUUUUGUCAGUGAAACAGACUCUGAGCUACAGGAAUAAAUAUAUCACAAAGAGUAUUACUAAAACAGAUGGUCAAGCCUGAAAUGGACAAUUCUCCGUGGACUCUGCUCGCCCUUCAAAGCUCUAUGUCGUUAUCACAAAAGAAAUUGCCUUAUGUGGUUCACGUCUGCAGGUAGCUGUUGUAUACUGAUAGGUGUACACACGCGUCUAAGUGUGGCGUCUUUGUAUCUAUCUGUAUAAUGUUUAGAUUCCUUAUAAAAUAUGUCGGAGUGAAACUUGUCCCCAUUGUACAGCCAAAUAAUGUAUAUAUGGAAAUAACAAAUUCUCUAAUUCCUGUGGUAUCUAUAACUUAUUAGAAUCCUCGGAAUGAGGGUUAGAGGAGAGUUUUUUCCAAACUUCUACAUGUAGAAGUAUCAUAAAUACGCUAUCCAUUUAAAGUUCGUGGAUUUAAUGAAAGAAUUUCAGUAUGCUUCCCAGUGUUAGAAUUGGAUUUGAGCUACCUACAGCCAUUGUGUCUGAGCAGACCAGUGGCCUGCAGGGGCCAGUGUGGAAAUGCUAUCAGAUAGUGAUUUAAGUGAUCACGAGACAUGUAUUCAAUUAUGGUGAAAAUUGGAAACUAUUUUAACCUUUUGCCAGCAGAUUUUGUAAUAUGUUUCUGUAUGCAGCCUUGCUCGUCAGUCAAAGGAGUUUGACUUGUGAUGAGUUAGCCGCCCCCUGCCCUCUCGCCAGCGCUAGUCCCCCGUUUCCAAGUACCUAGCUAAUUCUACCUCACUGGGUAAGUCACUUACCGCUCUGUGCCUCAGUUCACUCAGUAGUUUACCGUUAGACUGUGAGCUCCUUGAGGGACUUUGUCUUAAUCCUUGUUAUACCCAGCACCUUGCACCAUGCCUGGCACAUAAAAAGUGCUCAGUAAGUGUUUGAAUAAAUCCGUGAGUGAGUGAGUUAUAAAAUCGGACUAACCGUACUUGGCUUGUCAGCCAUACAGGAAUCUUGUGAGCAGCAUCCAGAUUUAUAUAUUAAACCUCUUGCUUUCAGAGAAAGAUUUGAAGCAACUUGAAAUUAAGACCAUGUGUGAAAAGAUUUAAAAUAAGAAUCAAAAUAUUAAAAUACAACACCGAAUGUUUCAGGUUCUCAUAGCCUCUGAGCUGCAGUGGCUUUUCCAGUCCUGUCCUGUGCCGAGCCCCGGCCUCUCCCUCCUGGCAGUCCCUGCUGGCUUUCCUCUCAGGCCUGCGACUGCUGACAGUGUCCUCGCUGUGGACAUGCUUGAUGAACACGAGCUUUUCAGCCGGACUUGAGUACAUGUAGUCAGGUGCUCCCCGGGGAUAGAUCUGGGCCAAGCAUGAUAGAAUUGGUGGCCGUCCGUUUAUAUGCGAUGGCUGAAACCAUGAGAAGAGAUCAGGUCAUGUGAUGAGGGCAUAGCAGGAGGAGAGGAGAGGCCACGCACAUCUGUGUUUAUGGGGAAAUCCGGAAGAAAAAGCCUUUCCUGAGAAGGGAUAAUGAGAGGGGGUAAAAAGUAAAGAAGAUAGUUCCCUAAAAACCAGCACAGGAAACCGCCCGCCAAAGGUGAUAGCAUCGUUUCUGAGCAGCUGUUCUUACUGGUGAAAUGUGACAAAUGUUCUACUUCGUAAGUUGUUCUGAGGAUAAAAUGAGAUCAUGUGAAUGGAAGUCCUUUGUAAACUGUAGACACGUUACAUAAAGGCGUAUUUCCCGUCACUCCA
Molecule: messenger RNA, 3137 nt
Organism: Hipposideros armiger (great roundleaf bat)
Lineage: Eukaryota; Metazoa; Chordata; Mammalia; Chiroptera; Hipposideridae
Gene: E2F6
Product: E2F transcription factor 6
Exons: 7
Coding region: 352-1200 (282 amino acids)
Biological process (GO): regulation of transcription by RNA polymerase II
Cellular component (GO): RNA polymerase II transcription regulator complex
Molecular function (GO): DNA-binding transcription factor activity, RNA polymerase II-specific; RNA polymerase II cis-regulatory region sequence-specific DNA binding; protein dimerization activity
Source: RefSeq, a predicted model, not a curated record